Molecule: messenger RNA, 398 nt
Organism: Perkinsus marinus ATCC 50983
Lineage: Eukaryota; Perkinsozoa; Perkinsida; Perkinsidae
Exons: 1
Source: RefSeq, a predicted model, not a curated record
AUGCUUUGGAGACUCGAAUGCAACCAAUGGUUACCUGUUGCUGAGAAGGCUCUCUCUAAUAUCGAGGCUUCAGGCAACGAUAUGUUCGUGUUCGGCAUCAGCGAGGGUGACGUUGUUGUUUUCGAUCCGGAGAGUUACAAUGCUUAUCGUACAAUAGCUCUGGCGGAUCCUUCUAAGGAAUACACGGGAGUCACCUUUGAUCAAGACUCGAAUAUUCUAUAUGUAACUGAGAAGGCUACUGGGCGGAUUGCUCGGUUCAUAGGUCAGGGGGGAGUGUGGACUCCAAUUGACCCCUUGAAUGGUUCGGAUGUUCUCAUCGAGCCCACUAUUUUGCGCUUCACACUCGGUAAACUUUACGUUAGAGUGAAUGGCGGCGUUGCCUAUGCUACAAUGGACGG